AGUACUCAACUACUCCUCUUGGCCGAAUCCUGCGCUGAGGAGCACCUCUCGCAUCAAUGGAUUUGCGUAAAUGGGUUUGGAGUGUGUGUGCUGCGUUUGGCUUGGUGCUCACUGUUAGUGAACGUUCGCACUGUGAGAUAACCUGGGAGGUUCCUCGCUUUGAUGGCUGGUACAACAGUCUGGGACAUCCCCGACGCGGAGCUGUCGGUACUCAUCUGAUGCGCCUCGUGCCCGCGCAUUACUGGGACGGAGUCUACCAACCUGUCCAGGAGCCGCUGCUUCCAAACCCCCGCAGACUGAGUAGGCUGCUGGCGGAGGGGCCCUCGGGUCUGCCCUCCACACGCAACCAGACCGUGCUCUCGCUUUUCUUUGGUUAUCAUGUUACAUUUGAAAUCUUUGACUCAAGAACUCCUGGUUGCCCACCUGAGUUCAUGCACAUCCCAGUCCCAAAAGGUGACCCUGUCUUUGACCCUACCGCCUCCGGGAAAGUCCUCCUGCCCUUCCAAAGAGGACCAUGGGACAAAGAGUCGGGACAGAGUCCCAGUAACCCUCGCAUACAGGUCAACUUGGUGACCGCCUGGAUAGAUGGUAGCUCCAUUUAUGGCCCCUCCACUUCCUGGUCCGACUCCCUGAGAAGCUUCUCUGGAGGCCUCCUCGCUUCAGGCUCUGAGUGGAACAUGCCCAAGAAAGGAGGACGCCAGAUGUGGAGCGCUGCUGAUCCCUCUACAAGAGAAGCUGGAGCACAAGGCCUUUAUGAAAUGGGAAAUGCCUGGGCUAACGAGAACGUGUUCACAGCAGCAGAGGGGAUUAUCUGGUUUCGGUACCACAAUCAUAUCGCCUCCAAACUCCACAACAAUCACCCGGAGUGGUCAGACGAGGAGCUGUUUCAAAACGCCAGGAAGACCGUUGUGGCCACAUUCCAGAAUAUUGCUCUCUAUGAAUGGCUGCCUGCGUACCUUAAUGGCAAAAAGCUUCCUCCUUACCCAGGUUACCAGAAGUUUGUUGAUCCAGGGAUCACGCCUGAGUUUCAGGCUGCUGCCAUACGGUUUGGUAUCACUAUGGCUCCACCUGGUGUUUAUAUGAGAAACAGAACCUGCCAUUUUCGGGAAAUUAUCAACAUCGAUGGGAGCACAUCGCCAGCAAUGCGCCUUUGUAACAGCUUUUGGAAACGUCAGGACGUUAAUAUGAAGAAAAGCCAGGAUGUAGAUGACCUCCUCAUGGGAAUGGCCUCCCAGAUUGCAGAGAGAGAAGAUAAUAUUGUUGUGGAGGACUUGAGAGAUUUUAUGUACGGACCAUUGAGGUUCACCCGGACAGAUCUGGUGGCUAUGACCAUUCAGCGAGGAAGAGACUUUGGUCUGCGGAGUUACACUGAGAUUAGAAAGGCUCUGGAUUUGCCUCCUGUAAACAAAUUUGAGGAUAUUAAUCCUGAGCUCAACCACACCAACCCACAGUUGCUCCACGACAUUGCAGAACUGUACAAUGGAGACAUCUCAAAGCUGGAGCUCUUCCCUGGAGGACUGCUGGAAACUCUUGAUGGGCCGGGUCCUGUUUUCUCCGCUAUUGUGCUGGAUCAGUUUGAGCGUAUAAGAAAUGGAGACCGCUUUUGGUUUGAGAAUAAGCAGAAUGGUGUGUUUACGGCUAAGGAGAUCCAAGCGAUCCGCAGUGUGACGUAUCGUGACGUCCUUAUUGCGGUGACAAGUGCAGAGGCCUCACAUAUACAGAAUAACGUAUUCUUCUGGAAGGAUGGUGACCCCUGCCCUCAGCCCACACAGCUAAAUGCAUCAAUGCUCCAUUCUUGCACUAAUGCCACAAAACUUGAUUACUUUGAUGGGAGCAGGACUGGCUUUGGGAUAUUUAUUAUUGUCUUGUUCCUCUUCCCUGUUGUGAGUUUUCUGGUGGCCUCUUUGGUGGCGUAUCUAAGGAAGUAUCGCUACAGGAAGUUCCAAAGAAGAAGGAAAGCUGGUGACAGAACAGAGGAGCCGGCUGUGGGACUCAGUGCAUACGAGUGGCAGGGUCAUAAAAAACAGUUGCAGCCCGUCAGCGUGGCGAUCGAUAAGAAGCGGAGGCUGCAGGUCUGUGACAGAUCUGGAACUGCUCACCGCUGCAUCAAUCUGCGCAACCAGGACUACCUAGAUGUCCUUCUCUCCAAUGACUGUCAGCAGAAGGCUCUGCUGCUCAAAGUGCCAAAAGAGUAUGACCUGGUGCUGUUUUUUGAUGAAGAGAGCAAACGUAUGGAAUUUGUCAGGCACCUGCACCCGAAGGUGACAGACGUCAGGCCGGAGAUUAGAGUGAGAGAGAUAAGGGAGAAGGGACUGCUGAAGGAGGCUUUGACCAGAGAGCAGAGGGCUCAGAUUGUUGAAACUUUCAUUCGCCACGCUUUCUCCAAGGUCUUGGAAAUAGAGAAGCGUGACGCCGGAGACAUGAGCGGCAUAUCCCACAAGAAAGCCAGGGAGGUUCUCCAGUGUGAGCUGACGGCGUCGGAGUUUGCUGAUGCACUUGGCCUCAAAUCCGAUUCCUUAUUUGUGGACUCCAUGUUUACACUAGCUGAUAAAGAUGGCAAUGGCUACCUCUCCUUUCAAGAGUUUCUGGAUGUUAUUGUUAUCUUUAUGAAAGGGUCUCCAGAGGAAAAAUCCAAACUCAUGUUUUCUAUGAACGACAUUGGCGAAACUGGUUUCUUAUCAAAAGAAGAAUUUGCCAGGAUGCUCAGGUCUUUCAUAGAAAUCUCCAACGGUGCUCUUUCAAAGAGUCAGGCAGAGGACGGCAUCAAGGCCAUGAUGCAGGCCGCGGGCUUUGAUGACAAGGACAAAAUCUCGUGGGAGGACUUUCAUUUCCUGCUGCGGGAUCACGAGAAGGAGCUGCAGUUUGCUCAGCUCAAUGUCAAAGGGAUGGAGAAACAGGGGAAGAAAAAGCUGAGUCGAGACCAGAGAGUGUCCUUCAUUUGUCCGGCAAACAGCAGUGACAAGACAGACGGACCAGAGAUACGCAAGCGGAAAAGGUUAAACGUCCAUACUCCAAAUGUCUACGUGAAGCCAAAGCGCGAGAAGUACAUAAAGAACCCGGUCCAGCAGAAAAUCCAGCAGUUCAAACGUUUCGUUGAGAAUUAUCGCCGUCACAUUGUGUGCUUCAUCAUCGUGUACGGCAUCACAGCUGGUGUUGCACUUGAAAGAUGUUACUACUACGGCUUGCAGGCUAUAUCUACAGGUCUCCCCGAGAUGUCCAUUGUGGGUAUCAUCGUGUCCCGUGGUUCGGCCGCUGCCAUCUCCUUUCUGUUUCCUUACAUGCUUCUCACCGUGUGUCGCAACCUCAUCACGCUCUGCCGAGAGACCUUCCUGAAUCGAUACAUCCCCUUUGACGCUGCCAUUGACUUUCAUCGCUUGAUGGCCAUGAGUGCCAUCAUCCUCUCAAUUGCUCACAGUUUGGGCCACGUGGUCAACAUCUACGUCUUCUCCAUCAGCGACCUUAACAUCCUAUCUUGUCUCUUCCCAAAAGUCGUAUCAAACAACGGGUCUGAACUUCCUCCCAAGUGGUACUGGUGGUUCUUUGAAACUGUUCCAGGAAUGACUGGGGUCUUGCUUCUCUUUGUGGUCGCAUUUAUGUACGUUUUUGCCUCACAUUAUUUCCGUCGCAUCAGUUUUCGAGCAUUUUGGAUCACCCAUUACCUCUAUGUUGCCGUGUACAUUCUUACAGUUAUUCAUGGCAGUUUCGCUCUGCUUCAAGAGCCUCGUUUCUACAUCUACCUCAUCCCACCUGGCCUGCUCUUCCUCCUGGACAAACUAAUCAGCCUGAGUAGGAAGAAGGUGGAGAUCCCGGUUAUCAGAGCUGAGCUGCUGCCAUCAGGUGUGACACAUCUGGAAUUCAAGCGGCCACAGGGCUUUGUUUACCGUUCGGGCCAGUGGGUUCGCAUAGCAUGUCUGAUGUUGGGCACGGAUGAGUACCACCCAUUCACUCUCACAUCAGCUCCUCACGAAGAGACGUUGAGCCUGCACAUCCGAGCUGUGGGGCCGUGGACCAGCCAGCUCAGAGAGCUCUACACCGAGGAAAACCUGCUGGAGCUUGGAGCUUAUCCAAAGCUGUACUUGGAUGGACCUUUUGGUGAGGGCCAUCAGGAGUGGAUUGACUUUGAGGUGUCUGUUCUGGUGGGAGGAGGAAUUGGAGUCACCCCAUUCACUUCGAUUCUCAAAGACCUGGUGUUCAAGUCCUCUGUCAGGUCCAAGAUUUUGUGCAAAAAAGUUUACUUCAUCUGGGUGACACGGACACAGCGUCAGUUUGAGUGGGUGUCAGACAUCAUCAGGGAGGUGGAGGAAAUGGACACUCAGGAUCUGGUGUCGGUCCACACUUAUAUCACUCAGGUGGCUGAAAAGUUCGACCUGCGCACGACCAUGCUGUACGUGUGUGAGCGCCAUUUUCAAAAAGUGUGGAACCGCAGCCUCUUCACCGGCCUCAGGUCCGUCACCCACUUUGGCCGCCCGCCCUUCGUCUCCUUUUUUAGCUCCCUGCAGGAGGUUCAUCCAGAGGUGGGUAAAAUUGGAGUGUUCAGCUGUGGUCCUCCAGGACUGACCAAAAAUGUGGAGAAAGCUUGCCAGCAGAUGAACAAGAGGGAUCAGGCCCAUUUCAUGCAUCACUAUGAAAACUUCUAACUUAUUUACAGAAAGAACAAAACUAGCCAUGUUUAUGUGGUAAGAAUCAUAGAGCCAUGUUGGUAGACUUUAGUUUUUAUUUUAGUUACUUGAAUUACUUGAAGGAUACAACCUGAUACAUUUUAAUCCAAUCAUGAACAUCAUUGUAAAUUAGAAUCAAUAAUGGUAUAUCUUGUGAGAAAUAAUGCACCUUUAAUUUGUCAAAUCAUUUUUAUUCAUUGUGAAUCUUGUGAGUGUUUUUAUCUGAAGUGUAUGGCUGGUUUUAUAUUGUUGAUUUCUCGCUUUAUUGUAUCUGUAUAACUUUAAGAAAUAA
Oreochromis aureus is the source of this 4950-nucleotide messenger RNA. RefSeq names its product dual oxidase (gene duox). The record is from RefSeq and is a predicted model, not a curated record. NCBI's taxonomy places the organism in Eukaryota, Metazoa, Chordata, Actinopteri, Cichliformes, Cichlidae. The transcript is spliced from 33 exons. Gene Ontology annotation, molecular function: superoxide-generating NAD(P)H oxidase activity; peroxidase activity; calcium ion binding. Bases 57 to 4637 code for a protein of 1526 amino acids. Gene Ontology annotation, biological process: superoxide anion generation; defense response; response to oxidative stress. Gene Ontology annotation, cellular component: plasma membrane; NADPH oxidase complex.